AAAAAGUCCGAGACUGUCAUACUGUGUUGAAAAGUGUCGAUGGUGGUAAAUCCAACCUGGAUACAAUGUCGAAUCCCAGUGGAUCGCUGAGAAAAAGUCAAGAUGAAGAAAAUGAGAUGACACAAUGUCACAGACCAGAAUUGCUAAAUUACACCCACAGUGUGGCAAUGAAUGAAAUUGACCGCAUGAACAGAGACCUGAACAGUCUGAAGGAAGUCAUGAUCAAACACAGUGUGCGCUGUCAUAUGUUGGAAGUUGACCUGGCCACACAGUUCAGUCCGGACCUGCAAGCAGCUCUUCGGUCAACAGAAAAGGAUUGCAUCAGAUGUAGAGAAGCUCUGCAAUGUGACAAUGACCAACAACCAUCCAUGUUAUCUAGCAAUGGAGAGGAACAAGUACAAGUAACAGACCAGUAAUGAGUCAGAUUGUUUGUUUUGACAGGACAAUUAUUUAAAUAUUCAAAACCCUGAUUUGUAUUGUUGUAUCAUAAAUGGAAGUGUACUAUGGUUUUUAACAACAUGUAACACCUUGCUUUGUGUUCAAUAAAUGUGCAAGAAGCACUGUCCAAA
Molecule: messenger RNA, 569 nt
Organism: Mizuhopecten yessoensis (Yesso scallop)
Lineage: Eukaryota; Metazoa; Mollusca; Bivalvia; Pectinida; Pectinidae
Exons: 4
Coding region: 66-416 (116 amino acids)
Source: RefSeq, a predicted model, not a curated record